AUGGAGGACGCUGCACCGGUGGGGGCGGCGGCUGCGAGUGCUGCUUCUCCGAGUGUUGCGGAUGGGCCCAGGGAGGAUACGCCGUUGUUUGUUUAUGGCACUCUAAUGAACGAAAAGGUUCUGUUCGCUCUGCUCGAGAGAGUUCCGUCGACGAGAAAGGCGAGUCUUUCGGGGUACCACCGCUUCCGGAUAAAGGACCACGUCUUCCCGGCUAUCCGGCCAAGAGAGGGGGGGUCCGUGGAAGGGCUGCUCAUGACAGGGCUCGACGCCCGAGAAAAGUUGAUCUUUGAUCUGUUUGAGGAUGAAGACUACCACAAGGUGGACGUCCAAGUCAAGGUCGAGGCGUGUAAAGACGCAACCCAAACGGCAACGUGCUAUGUAUGGAACGCCUCAGCGGAGGACCAACUGUACGAGACUUGGGAACCAUCGACACACUUCACAGAGGAUGGACCCGUCCCCGACUAUGUCACCAUGGUGGAACGGUUCUCCAGGGAGAUUCAAGAAGAAGGCCUGCUGGAAAACACAGCUACUGCUGUUGAUACUGCUGUGUAGCAUAGUUUGGCUUAAUCCGAAAUAUUGUGGCCUCCUGUACAGUAGUGCGGGACUCUCUGCUCGCCGCACGAAGAAGAAGGUUGACAACGUUCAACUUCGGGGGGACUAGGACAUGCCGGGGGGAGGGGAGAGGGGGGCAUCGACGACGAAACGUCUGGAAACGGAGAUUGGGUUACGUGCAUAUGUGGCAUAGUCUAGGUAGAGAGGGUUUUACGGUUGGUUUGGUGUUGAGGCUGAAAUUUUGCUAUACUUGGUAGGAUUUGCGGCACACCAACUAGCAUCAUGUUUCCGCUGGACGCCUUCCAACUCCCCAUAACUCCCCAUGGGGAGCGCGAUCGGGGGGAGGGGAGGGGGGGGAGCGCUACCCCGAAACAAUCGGUUUCUCUGUUCGCACUGAGCGUUACGUGCCUGGUCGGCGCAUCCAAAUCAGGUCCUAUCUACGCAUCAUUUAUGUUCAUAGUAGUAUCAGUCUCUUAUCCUUUCUACAGUAGUCUAGAGGACAUGUCAUGCCGAGAUGUGAUGUUCCAACCGAAUCCAUGGGUGGAACAAAUCUAUAAGCAGCACGGGGCUUCGGGUGCUCAUGAAUUCCCUUUGCACGGCCCGAACCCAGCCCAGCAUUUAGCCGUGGCAGCGCCUCUAGCGCCUCUCUCAGAAGGCUUGCGUACUCGUGGAAACCGACUGAAUG
Molecule: messenger RNA, 1237 nt
Organism: Ectocarpus siliculosus
Lineage: Eukaryota; Phaeophyceae; Ectocarpales; Ectocarpaceae
Source: the annotation of a GenBank genome assembly